Brassica rapa (field mustard) is the source of this 1829-nucleotide messenger RNA. Its product is annotated as protein IRX15-LIKE. NCBI's taxonomy places the organism in Eukaryota, Viridiplantae, Streptophyta, Magnoliopsida, Brassicales, Brassicaceae. Gene Ontology annotation, biological process: xylan biosynthetic process. The record is from RefSeq and is a predicted model, not a curated record.
UCUAUUGGUAGGAUAAGCAUAUUAAGAAACAUAUUUAAUGAUAGGUCACUGUAUUCGAUAUCAUUUGAAGAAUUAAUAUGCUUUCUUUAGUCUAUGUUCAAAACUAAUACCAGAAAUCAGAUUUGACAUAAUUUAAGUAACGGUAUAAGACAAAUGAUUGCCGUUUAUCAAAUUCAGACAUAAGACAAAGCAAUGCUAUUUAGAAUAGACCAUGUAGCUACAAUUAAAUUAGGAAAGGUAAUUCAAGAAAUCAAAAUUCAUCAAAAGUUGACAUAAUUUAAAGGAGCAUAGUAAAACAGCCAAAAUGUAUCUGUUAUGUAAUGAUAGGUUUUAGUUAAAUAUGAUAUUAUUAUGUGUACGGGAUUGAGAAUAUGUUUUGUGUGAUAUACUUUAAAAGAUGAUUAAACGCUUGAUUUAACAUCCAAUUUCAAAAUUUCGAAAUCUGAUCAUUAAUAAAACAAAAGUAAAAGCUGACAACGACAUCCGUUUCGGGUCUUUAGAAAUUACCGGUUCAGUAAAACAAACAAAUUUAAUUUUUCUUUGUUUAUAAAGCCGUUCCUCAAAGAGACCACCAACACAUUUCGUCUUUGUUCUCUCUCUUUCUUUCUUUUUUUUUCUCAAAUAAAAAAAAGUCAGAAAAUGAAGAACAAUGCAAAUACUAAUCUGAUCCUCUUCCACCACCACACUCCCUUACCCUCUAAAUCAGCUUCCGCCCUCGCCGCCGCGAAUCACCACCGCCUCUUAUUCAUCUUCUUCCUAUCUUUCUUCACCUUCCUCUUCUCACUCACUCUCUUCUCAUCCUCACUCCACUCCGCCGCAACAACCUCCCACUCCCUCUCCUCAUCUUCACCGUCCUCCUCCUCCCUCUCACCGCCCAUCCUCGCCGCGCUUCUCCACUACACCUCCUCGUCACCACCAAACACCUCAAUGUCUCUCCCCGAACUCUCCGCCGUCUCCACCGUCAUUAACUCCAAAGGCCCCUCCUGCAACCUCCUCGUCUUCGGCCUCUCCCACGAGUCUCUCCUCUGGAGAUCUGUAAAUCUCAAAGGCCGUACCGUCUUCGUCGACGAAAACUCUUACGCCGUUUCCAAAUUCGAGCAGAACAAUCCUGGUGUUGAAGCUUACGACGUCGUUUACUCGACCAAAGUCUCUCAAGCCGGUAAGCUUUUGGGUUAUUAUAAAACCCGACCGGAAUGUCGACCGGUUCAGAAUCUGUUGUUCUCGGAUUGUAAACUGGGUAUCAACGAUUUACCCAACUUCGUGUACGAGAUCGAGUGGGAUGUGAUUCUGAUCGAUGGGCCGCGUGGGUACGCCGGAGAUUCCCCGGGAAGGAUGGCUCCGAUUUUUACUUCGGCGGUUUUGGCGAAGAGUAAAGAUUCCGGCAAGAAGAAGACGACGGAUGUGUUUGUGCAUGAGUUUGGGAGGAAGCUUGAGAGAGUGUACAGUGAGGAGUUUCUAUGCGAGGAGAAUCUUAUUGAGGUCGUCGGAGAGUUAGGGCAUUUUGUUGUGGCGGCGGAAAAAGGGGAGAAACAGGGGAACGGGUUUUGUCGGAAUUCUACGAAAUUGUCGGAGCCAUUUACGCCGGAUAGUGGUGGCGAUGCAGAGGUCGGUGUUGAUGAUGACUGAAAGUGAGUUACUUUUGGACUUUUGGUGGCUCUUUUGUAAUUAAUCUAGCUUUGAGGGCUUCUUUUUUUUUUUUUUACUGUCGUUUAGUUUUCUCGUAUGUUUUGAUUUGGAGACGGUUACACAUGAAACCAUGAUGUAAUCAAAAAUUCCAAAUAUAAAUGUCAACUAUAUUGAUGAAAGCAUCAAAUUUGUGAUCAAUUUCA